This is a messenger RNA of Cryptococcus wingfieldii CBS 7118, 633 nucleotides long. Its product is annotated as cellular nucleic acid-binding protein. The transcript is spliced from 5 exons. Bases 1 to 633 code for a protein of 210 amino acids. The record is from RefSeq and is a predicted model, not a curated record. Gene Ontology annotation, biological process: positive regulation of cytoplasmic translation. Gene Ontology annotation, molecular function: translation regulator activity; single-stranded RNA binding; zinc ion binding. Gene Ontology annotation, cellular component: cytoplasm. NCBI's taxonomy places the organism in Eukaryota, Fungi, Basidiomycota, Tremellomycetes, Tremellales, Cryptococcaceae.
AUGACGGGUUCUGUAUGCCACCUUCAUGCCUUUUCCCUCUCUCCUUCCGGUCACGUCGCUGCCGCUUGCCCCGCUGCGGACCCCACCUGCUACAACUGUGGCCAGCCUGGUCACCUUUCUUCCGGCUGUGCCCAGCCCAAGAACAAGGCCUGCUACACCUGUGGCGCUGAGGACCACCUCUCCUCUGCCUGCCCCCAGAACCCCAACGCCGGUGGCGGUUUCGGCGGUGCUGGCGGUGCCGGCGGUGAGUGCUACCGAUGUGGCAAGCCCGGCCACAUUGCCCGUAUGUGCCCCGAGUCUGGUGACGCUGCUGGCGGUGCCGGUGGCUUUGGCGGUUACGGUGGUGGUUACGGCGGUGGUGCCGGCUUCGGUAACAAGUCUUGCUACACCUGUGGUGGUGUCGGCCACAUCGCCAGGGAGUGCCCCAGCGGUGCCGCUCGAGGCUUCGGCGGUCAGGGCAACUUUGCCGCUGGUCCCCGAAAGUGCUACAACUGUGGCCAGCCCGGUCACAUCUCUUCCCAGUGCUCCCAGGAGCAGGGCCGAACCUGCUACUCUUGUGGCCAGCCCGGCCACAUCGCCUCUGCCUGCCCCGCUGCCGGUGGUGCCGCCCCCGCCGAUGCUCCCUCCGCCUAA